AAGAGGCAGCCCAGAAUGAAGAAGGCAAGCAGGAGUGUCGGCUCAGUGCCUAAAGUGUCUGGGAUAAGCAAAACACAAACAGUAGAAAAAACUAAACCUGAAAACAGCUCUUCAGCAUCUACAGGAGGCAAACUCGUAAAACCUGGAACAACAGCAUCAUUGUCAAAGACCAAGAGCAAUGAUGACCUCUUAGCUGGAAUGGCUGGAGGGGUGACAGUGACUAAUGGUGUUAAAGGAAAGAAAAGCACCUGCCCUUCUGCUGCAUCUUCAGCAUCGGUCCCUGCCAUGACCACCGUGGAGAAUAAAUCCAAGAUCAGCACAGGCACAAGUUCUUCAACCAAGCGGAGCACUUCUAUAGGUAAUAAAGAAUCCAGUUCUACUCGAGAAAGAUUACGCGAACGUACCCGACUAAACCAGAGCAAAAAACUACCCUCUGCGGGUCAAGGAGCCAAUGAUGUGGCAUUGGCCAAGCGUUCCCGCAGUCGCACCACAACAGAAUGUGAUGUUCGCAUGAGCAAGUCUAAGUCGGACAAUCAGAUCAGUGACAAAGCUGCUUUGGAAGCCAAAGUGAAAGAGCUGCUCACGUUGGCAAAAACAAAGGAUGUGGAAAUCUUACAUUUGAGAAAUGAGCUCCGAGACAUGCGGGCCCAGCUGGGCAUUAAUGAAGAUCAUUCAGAGGGUGAUGAAAAGUCUGAGGAGAAGGAAGCCGUCAUUGCUCACCAGCCAACCGAUGUUGAGUCCACCUUGUUGCAGUUGCAGGAACAGAAUACUGCCAUCCGCGAAGAACUGAACCAGCUAAAAAAUGAGAACAGAAUGUUAAAGGACAGGUUGAAUGCCCUGGGCUUUUCCCUAGAGCAGAGGCUAGAUAAUUCUGAAAAGCUAUUUGGUUAUCAGUCCCUGAGCCCAGAAAUCACCCCUGGCAAUCAGAGUGAUGGAGGAGGGACCCUGACCUCUUCGGUGGAAGGCUCUGCCCCUGGGUCUGUGGAGGAUCUCUUGAGUCAGGACGAGAACACCCUCAUGGACCAUCAGCACAGCAACUCAAUGGACAAUCUAGACAGUGAGUGCAGUGAGGUGUACCAGCCCCUCACAUCGAGUGACGACGCCCUAGAUGCGCCAUCGUCCUCAGAGUCCGAAGGCAUUCCAAGCAUAGAGCGCUCCCGGAAGGGGAGCAGCGGCAACGCGAGUGAAGUGUCCGUCGCUUGCUUGACAGAAAGGAUACACCAGAUGGAAGAGAACCAACACAGCACGAGUGAGGAACUUCAGGCAACUCUGCAAGAGCUAGCUGAUUUGCAGCAGAUAACCCAAGAACUGAAUAGUGAAAAUGAAAGGCUUGGAGAAGAGAAGGUUAUUCUUAUGGAGUCUUUAUGUCAGCAGAGUGAUAAGUUGGAACACUUUAGCCGACAGAUUGAAUAUUUCCGCUCCCUUCUGGAUGAGCAUCACAUUUCUUAUGUCAUAGAUGAAGAUGUAAAAAGCGGACGCUAUAUGGAAUUGGAGCAACGUUACAUGGAUCUAGCUGAGAAUGCCCGUUUUGAACGAGAGCAGCUUCUUGGUGUCCAGCAGCAUUUAAGCAAUACUUUGAAGAUGGCAGAACAAGACAACAAGGAAGCUCAAGAAAUGAUAGGGGCACUCAAAGAACGCAAUCACCAUAUGGAGCGCAUCAUUGAGUCUGAACAGAAGGGUAAAGCAGCCUUGGCAGCCACGCUAGAGGAGUACAAAGCCACAGUGGCCAGUGAUCAGAUAGAAAUGAAUCGUCUGAAGGCCCAGCUGGAGAAUGAGAAGCAGAAGGUGGCAGAGCUGUAUUCCAUCCAUAACUCUGGAGACAAAUCUGAUAUUCAAGAUCUCCUGGAGAGCGUCAGGCUGGACAAAGAAAAAGCAGAGACUUUGGCUAGUAGUCUGCAGGAAGAUCUGGCUCACACCCGAAAUGAUGCCAAUCGUUUGCAGGACACCAUUGCAAAGGUAGAAGAUGAAUACCGAGCCUUCCAAGAAGAAGCUAAGAAACAAAUAGAAGAUUUGAAUAUGACAUUAGAGAAACUAAGAUCAGAGCUGGAAGAAAAAGACACAGAGAGGAGUGACAUGAAAGAAACCAUCUUUGAACUUGAAGAUGAAGUAGAACAACAUCGAGCUGUGAAACUUCAUGACAACCUCAUUAUUUCCGAUUUAGAGAAUACAGUUAAAAAACUCCAGGACCAAAAACAUGACAUGGAAAGAGAAAUCAAGACACUCCACAGGAGACUUCGGGAAGAAUCUGCAGAAUGGCGGCAGUUUCAAGCUGAUCUCCAGACUGCUGUGGUCAUUGCAAAUGACAUUAAAUCUGAAGCCCAAGAGGAGAUUGGUGAUCUGAAGCGCCGGUUACAUGAGGCUCAAGAAAAAAAUGAGAAACUCACAAAAGAAUUGGAGGAAAUAAAGUCACGCAAGCAAGAGGAAGAGCGAGGCCGGGUGUACAACUACAUGAAUGCUGUUGAGAGAGAUUUGGCAGCCUUAAGGCAAGGGAUGGGACUGAGUCGAAGGUCCUCAACUUCCUCUGAGCCAACCCCAACGGUAAAAACCCUCAUCAAAUCCUUCGACAGUGCAUCGCAAGUACCAAACCCUGCUGCAGCUGCAAUUCCUCGAACACCUCUGAGUCCAAGUCCUAUGAAAACCCCUCCUGCAGCAGCUGUCUCCCCUAUGCAGAGACAUUCUAUAAGUGGUACAAUCUCUGCAUCCAAACCCUUGACAGCGCUGUCAGAUAAGAGACCAAACUAUGGGGAGAUCCCUGUUCAAGAGCAUCUAUUAAGAACAUCUUCAACCAGCCGACCUGCUUCUCUGCCAAGAGUACCUGCCAUGGAAAAUGCCAAGACCAUCUCAGUAUCUCGACGAAGUAGUGAAGAGAUGAAACGAGACAUCAAUGCACCCGAGGGAGCAUCGCCGGCCUCUCUUAUGGCUAUGGGAACCACGUCUCCACAGCUUUCCCUGUCUUCCUCUCCCACGGCGUCCGUCACCCCCACCACCCGAAGUCGGAUAAGGGAAGAAAGGAAAGACCCUCUGUCCGCAUUGGCGAGAGAAUAUGGAGGAUCAAAGAGGAAUGCUUUGCUGAAGUGGUGUCAGAAGAAAACAGAAGGCUAUCAGAAUAUUGACAUUACAAACUUCAGCAGCAGUUGGAAUGACGGGCUGGCCUUCUGUGCUCUCCUGCAUACGUACCUUCCGGCCCACAUUCCAUAUCAAGAGCUGAACAACCAAGAUAAGCGAAGGAACUUCACCCUGGCCUUUCAGGCAGCUGAGAGCGUCGGCAUCAAAUCCACACUGGACAUUAAUGAAAUGGUCCGGACCGAGCGGCCUGAUUGGCAAAGCGUGAUGCUUUACGUGACAGCAAUCUACAAGUACUUUGAAACCUGA
Molecule: messenger RNA, 3372 nt
Organism: Puma concolor (puma)
Lineage: Eukaryota; Metazoa; Chordata; Mammalia; Carnivora; Felidae
Source: RefSeq, a predicted model, not a curated record